AGACCUUUGUUCUCUGACCACUUGAUAAUGUCAGGACGCGGCAAAGGAGGUAAGGGCCUGGGGAAAGGGGGUGCCAAGCGCCACCGCAAGGUGCUGCGCGACAACAUCCAGGGUAUCACCAAGCCAGCCAUUCGGCGCCUUGCUCGCCGCGGCGGCGUGAAGCGCAUUUCUGGCCUCAUCUAUGAGGAGACCCGCGGAGUGUUGAAGGUGUUCCUGGAGAACGUGAUCCGGGACGCCGUGACCUACACGGAGCACGCCAAGCGCAAGACGGUCACCGCCAUGGACGUGGUCUACGCGCUCAAGCGCCAGGGCCGCACCCUCUAUGGCUUCGGCGGCUAAAUGGCAUUUUGAAGCCCAGUCAUUCUCUAAAAAGGCCCUUUUUAGGGCCCCUAAGCUU
This is a messenger RNA of Homo sapiens (human), 397 nucleotides long. RefSeq names its product H4 clustered histone 9 (gene H4C9). The coding region runs from base 28 to 339 and encodes 103 amino acids. NCBI's taxonomy places the organism in Eukaryota, Metazoa, Chordata, Mammalia, Primates, Hominidae. Gene Ontology annotation, cellular component: nucleosome; chromosome; nucleus. Gene Ontology annotation, molecular function: DNA binding; structural constituent of chromatin; protein heterodimerization activity. The record is from RefSeq and is marked reviewed. The transcript has a single exon.